Messenger RNA from Seriola dumerili (greater amberjack), 1165 nucleotides. RefSeq names its product low choriolytic enzyme-like. The coding region runs from base 45 to 917 and encodes 290 amino acids. Lineage: Eukaryota; Metazoa; Chordata; Actinopteri; Carangiformes; Carangidae. The record is from RefSeq and is a predicted model, not a curated record. Gene Ontology annotation, molecular function: zinc ion binding; metalloendopeptidase activity. Gene Ontology annotation, biological process: proteolysis. The transcript is spliced from 10 exons.
GACAGGCAUCUUCUGGGUCUGCAGCUGCUGUCCUGUAACCAGCCAUGAUCCUCCAGACCGCGGCUCUCAGCCUGUUGCUCUGCUCUGUCCACAGUUUCACUGUACAGGCUCAUUUUGAAAAAAGUGAUGAAUACUCUGGCAACACCAUCGAGGACGAGGACUUGAGCGCCUCCACGCUGAUAGAGAAGGCCAAUGUUAAUGUUGGAAAGAACUUGGAUGAGCCUCUUGUGAUGUAUGGAGACAUAGCAGUGCCAACUGGUUUCCAGAACGCUGAUCCCUGCACCAGACGAGGCUGCCUGUGGCGUAAAUCCAGAGAUGGCAACGUUUACGUGCCGUAUCGCAUCUCCAACCAGUACUCCCGAAGAGAGAGAGAUACCAUUGUCCAAGGUCUGAGGUCAUUCGCACGGUCCACCUGCAUCCGCUUCACCCCCUUAAACAGACAGAGGGACUUUGUGGACAUCAAGUCUCUCUCAGGGUGCUUCUCUUUCGUUGGGCGUCGUGGUAACGCUCAGACGGUGUCUUUGAGUCGCCAGGGCUGUGUCUUCAGGUCAGUCAUCCAACACGAGCUGCUCCACGCCCUGGGCUUCAACCAUGAACAGACCCGGUCUGACAGGGACGAGCAUGUUCGCAUCGUCCUGCAGAAUGUCAUUCCUGGAAUGGAGCACAACUUCAGGAAGAUCAACACAAGGAACCUUGGUACUCCCUAUGACUACGGCUCUGUCAUGCACUAUGGAAGGUUUGCUUUCUCCAGGAACAGGGAGGCAACCAUCAUCCCCAUCCCCGACAGGAACGCAGUCAUUGGCAGGGCCGAAAAGAUGAGUCCUGUUGAUAUCCUCCGGGUGAACCGCCUGUAUAGAUGCAAUACAACUAAUUCCAGACCUGAUCCAGAACGUGUGCCAAUGAACGAGUUCCUUUAGAGUUGAAAGGAAUCCAGAGAAGAGGACGACUGAUGCAGCUCUUUAUCUCCAAGAUAAAAGAGAAAUCAAACUAAGGCUUAAUGAAGACGCUUUAAUUGAAUUCAGAAUGUAACACAAUGAACAUUUGUGCAUUUCCAAUGAGAAUUGAAAAGUAGCAGCUCUGCAUUGAUUUCAUGAUAGAUUUACACUUAUAUGAGAAACUGCUUGUUAGCUUGACUGAGCACAAAUAAAUAAAAAGGUACAGUGUA